AUGGUCAGUUCUGCUCGCACGACUGCUGUCGCUCUGCGGAGCGUCAAGCGCGCUUCCGUGCUGCCGAUCUCCUCUCUGCGAACAGCAGCAGCAGCAGCAGCAGCAACGCGCCAAGUAUCGAGCACACCGCCCGCCAGCGCAUCGCCCGAAGCGCACAGCGCAACUGCAAGCGGCGAAUUGGAGAUUGCGCCCAAAGGUCAGAAGCCACAUUGGAAGAACCAACGCAACCGUCUUGCGGUAUCCUACACUGGCUUGCGUCCACAAGCGUACGAAGCUACGCAACUGUUGGCCAAAGAGCAUAGACCUACGGUGGUCAAGGCGCAGGAUGGCGAACUACCUUUGCAGACGCAAGCUGCUCUGCUCUUGAGAUGGGACUGGAUAGAGUUGGGCGAUGAGAGGCGCAGUCAGCUUUGGGAAUACCUUCGAGCAGAUGCGCACAAGAGAGGAGGCCUCACAGAGACGAAAGAGCAGCUGGAGAAUGAUGCCCGAGUGCUCCAGUGGCUCAGAGGUGCUUUUGAAUUGGCAAGGGGGUUUCGAGCUGCUCGUUCGCGUUUAUGGGUGCCGCAGAGCAUAACAGAUCAUCAAGAUCCUGCUGCACGAUGUCGAGAGCUAAUUCAGCAGCGCUUCAAGGAGAACGAAGAGAGGCUGAGCGAGUAUCGAGACAAGGUACGCAAGGCGGAGCUGGAGCGGGACAGAAUGUUGCGCAUGAGCCAAGCGGAAGUUCAAGAUUCUUCGCGAGACUUGGUGCAGCGUUUCGAAGCGUUCGAAGAGGCACUCAAGACGUUGAAAGGUCGCUUGAUGCUCUUCACCAGUCUCAAGUCCAAGUACGAAGCGUUGGCGGAAAAGGAUAGGGAAAGCGCUUUGGAUGUGGUGCUCAAGGAAGAGUGGGAAAAGCUGACAGAGGAAAAGCGGCAAGACGAGAUGCAGAGGUUGCGCUUCCAAUGCAUCUUGAGGCUCGGUUGGAGAAAAGGUUAUACAGCUGCUCAGCCACUUCCUGUACAUCAUCCCAACGCCACGGCCGAACGCGCAAAGGUCCGUCAUGAUCUCGUAUUUCGCACUGGCCACACUACCGAUGCGGCUAAGCGUCACGAGGCCAGGGUAGAACUUCAGAAGCUCAAUCAUGCGGACCUUUGGGACAUUUGGACGCACAUGAGACCCGAUCAACGACGUGCGGAGGAGAAGGCUGCCUGGGCCAUGAGGGAUAGGAGUCGAAUCUACAUCAACAACACGUCGGAUCACAUGCUGCUGGGCGCGACCGGGCCUCGAUGGUACGCCACUCCACAGAUCGCCGGUGUUCCGACCUACUUGCCCACCUAUCGCAUCGCCCUGGUUCGAAAUGCUACGGGGGAAAAGUACAGGAAUGGGGACAAACUCAGGCCUGCGGAUCCGUGGAAGGCUACUUUCAGGGUCCCGCUGCGCAUGUCCAAGCACGAAGUGUUGAAUUAUCUGCGCGACCUGUACGGUCUGCACGCCACGUGGUACCGAUCGCUGAUCUACCGCAACCCUAGAACUCGCGAUCUUCGAGCCGGCGGCCGAUGGGUGCAGAAUCAAGGGCAUCGCAGCUUCAAAAAAGUCGAGGUGGGUUUGGUGGAGCCGUUUUUGUUUCCGGAAAUGACGGACGCUAUCAGGGAGAACACAUUGGCGGAGACGGAGGCGAGGUUUGAGAACGCUAGGAUUCUGAAGAGAAUCUCGGCAGAGGGAGCGUUGGCUAGACAGAGGUGGAGAGCUACGCGACCCAUGACGGACAUGCUGCCCGAACGCUACCGACUUUCCAAAGCCCUCAGCGUUGCAAAGGACGAAGGAGAGAUCAAGCGGUUGAGGGAUGUGUAUGAAGAUAAAUCGGGCAUCGUCUUGGAUGCCACGACCGUCGAGCAGAUUGGACCCAAUUCGGACGCUUUCGACAAGCAGGGUCAAUAUCCCCUGCUCAGCACGAGGAAACAGGGCUUCGCUACGGCAAAGACAAAACACAUUUUGAGAGUCAUGCAUCAGAGAAGAUUGGACAGGGAGGAAAGGAUCAAGGCGAAGAUGGCACAGACGCAGGCGGACGAGGAGUACUAG
This is a messenger RNA of Ceraceosorus bombacis, 2058 nucleotides long. NCBI's taxonomy places the organism in Eukaryota, Fungi, Basidiomycota, Exobasidiomycetes, Ceraceosorales, Ceraceosoraceae. The record is from the annotation of a GenBank genome assembly.